AUGCUACAUAACCGUCACGUGAGUGUAAGUCAAUCGUUACCAAUCAGCAGUAUCCUACCGGGAGAUGUAUAUGGAGCACAAUAUGGAAGUCAGCAGUUACCAGCAAAUAGCAACUCAGAGAAGAUGAAUUCAACUAUCGUGAAAAAAUUACUGAUCACUGGGUGUAUUAGCGUGAUUGUUGCACAAGAUAAACAGAGUUGUAAAGAAGUUGUCCCAUCGAAUGAAGUACAGAAGGUCACCGUAUUAGGCAGUGGCACUGGCUGUCAAUACCGUGUCAUAUCGGAUUCCGGCAAAGCGGUGAAAGUGUAUGUUAAUGCGACGAGUGGAACCAAAUGUGUGAAGGUUUCCAGUGACGCGAAAUCGGAAACACUGUGUCCAUUAGGUGUAACGAAUCAGUUUAUAUCGAGCUCACCGAUUGAAGUGAGUGCGGAUGACAACACGACUAGUUCAGAGACUACAACGAUUAAACCAACUGGAGUACCGUCAGAACCAACCACGCAACCUACAAAUUCAUCUGAUGUGAAACAACCGACGGAUGCUGGUGAGAAAGAACCAGCGCCACAAAAGCCUCCAGUAGUUACACAUCCAAUGGCACCUGAAGAAAAUGGUGGCAAACAUAAAAAAGGAGACAACGCAAAAGUUGUUCCCAGCCGUGCGCUUUUGAGGAAAGCGAGGGAUAAUUCGGAGACCAAUUGA
Echinostoma caproni is the source of this 696-nucleotide messenger RNA. The record is from the annotation of a GenBank genome assembly. NCBI's taxonomy places the organism in Eukaryota, Metazoa, Platyhelminthes, Trematoda, Plagiorchiida, Echinostomatidae.